Messenger RNA from Pestalotiopsis fici W106-1, 519 nucleotides. RefSeq lists its product as uncharacterized. Gene Ontology annotation, cellular component: mitochondrial inner membrane. Gene Ontology annotation, biological process: pyruvate import into mitochondria. The record is from RefSeq and is a predicted model, not a curated record. The transcript has 2 exons. The coding region runs from base 1 to 519 and encodes 172 amino acids. Gene Ontology annotation, molecular function: pyruvate transmembrane transporter activity. Lineage: Eukaryota; Fungi; Ascomycota; Sordariomycetes; Amphisphaeriales; Sporocadaceae.
AUGCCUGCUACCACGAGCCUGUUCCGCGCUGCCCGGCCGGCUUUUCGCCAGUCCGCCUUUGGCGCACACCGCGCUGCCUUCCAGUCUCAGCGCGCAAACGCCGGUCGCAGAUGGCAGAGCACCACUGCCGAGUCCCAGCAGUCGUGGUUCUCGCGCAUGUGGAACAGCCCCAUUGGCUUCAAGACCGUCCACUUCUGGGCACCCGUCAUGAAGUGGGCGCUCGUCCUCGCCGGUGUCUCUGACUUUGCCCGUCCCGCCGAGAAGCUGUCUCUCACCCAGAACGGUGCCCUCACUGCUACUGGUCUGAUCUGGACGAGAUGGUGCUUCGUUAUUACCCCCAAGAACUACCUGCUUGCCGCCGUCAACUUCUUCCUGGGAAUGGUCGGCAUUGUCCAGUGCUCCCGUAUCUUCAUGUACCACCAGUCGCAGAAGGAUGCCCCUCUGCCCGCCGCCGCCGAGCUGAAGGAGGAGGCCAAGGAGAAGGUCGAGGCUGUCAAGGACGCCGUUAAGGGCCAAUAA